UUGCUUCAUCCAUCCUUCUUUAUAUGCGGUUGCAAUUCAAUAGUUAUACUUUUUUUGUUCUGCACAUGUUUCCUGCCGACACUAAGUUGUUCCCUAGGAGCCCUAUAUCCUGCAACUUCCCUUCCGCUGUUCGAUAGCUCUGCCCUGUUAUAGGCUGUCGAGGCUUAUCACAGCGUCUGCGGAAAUCCAGUUGCAGUGAGAAUUGUUUGCCAAUCCCUUUUCUGAAACUUAAUUGUGCCGGAAAUCUGUGGAUUUGCUGGAAAACCUUGAGGACGGACCAAUUCCCUGUUUCCUGGUCUUUGGUAUUCAUUUCUCUUCCUAGUCCAUUACCCGAGGGCGAUCAAGGGUUGUCAAGAUGAGUUUCUGGGAUCCUAUGGAGUUGUGGGAGAAGAUGUUGCUGGUAUGUACGCCCAAGGCUGAGGAUUGGUGUGCUCACAAGCUGACAAACAUUCUUGCCUUAGUUAUUGGCUAUUGGAAUGGUACGAUCAUGUGUGGUGCCGUCCUGGUUAUUGGCGAUACUGAUUCGACGUUUUUUUCUUCCCUCUAGGUUUGCGUGCUGGUAGCUGGUGUUAGCAAGAUGGUCUACACCAAACUUCGAGUAAGGAAGUUUGCGAAUAGGGCCGAAGCAAGGAGGUCGCAUUUGGAGAACAUGCGAGAGAGUCGCCAUGUGAUUAAUCUUAAAUCCGACGAGGUUCCCUUUGGCAUCAGAGCCAUCGAGGCAGGCAUUGAAGUUGAAGGUGUUGUGAUAUCGCGGCCCGCUACACCAACCAGGGCCAGCUACAACCCGAGCCAAGUUACUCUUGUGGCAUCCGACGCUGAUAGCAUGAAAUCACGCGGACAAUGCCCUCCAAGUCCGAGAUCAUCGCAGGGCUUUUACGGGACGCCGCCUCCAAUGAAACAGAUGGCACGAGGAGGACCAAUGGUAUACCAGCCCAGUCCUUAUCUAGCGAUGCCGUCCCAAGUGCACCAGGGCCACUCCGGGGCGUCGUCCAUCCGUUCAAGCGCUUCUUCAGUUGCUUCAACCGCUACGCCGACCCCGCCUCUUACUCGCGUAUCCUCGGUUGAGAAAUUGGGUAGGGGGUCGUUUCCGGAAGGCGUCGAUGGAGGAUACUUGGAUGGGGCUCGUGGUGCGCCUACGAGGGCUACUACGAUACCAGAUACCUUGGCAAGGCUGGAAGGAAGAACAGUUUCACCCGCACUUGAACACCACAGAAGCACUGGAUCACGGCACUAUCGUACCCAUAGCAGGACCCCCAGCCCCCCGGAGGGUCCAGGAUCCCCAACACUGCCGUCGGUCGAUGAGAAUGAGAUAUCGGAGGGAUCAUCCCGCGCGUCUGACUCUAGUGUUGAGGGUAUGACAGGAGCCACGCGGCCACGCCUAAUUUCGGCCUACUCUGCGCCGAUACUACCAACAAUGCAUCGAGUUUCUCAGCCACUUCCGGAGGGCGUGCAAGGGGAUCUUUCCCUUCUUCAUGAGCACCGUUUGUCCCACGCGGCUGAAGUCGGACAGCUUCUCCCCCGCCGCCGCGAUACGCUUAGGAAUUCACAGAUUGUGGGUAGCCCCGUGACCGAAUCUCCUUCCUCGUAUUAUUCCCCGGUUGCGUCGGAUAGAGUAUACGCCUUGGAUAUUGCGAUGCCGCCCGCAAUACCAGGGGUCGACGGCCUUCAGUUUCCGGCACCUGCGGUCACGGCUGGUUCACUGACGAGACCUGAGCGGACAAGAUCGUCAUCUGAUCCAGCUUCUGAUGAGAGCGAGCCGCCAAUGUUUGACGGUCCGUGGUUAUCCAAGUCAGGGGGCAAUGACGAUAGGGAUGGUUCCUCUGCCGCAAGGAGGUCGGAUCAAUCUGCUUCAGCCACGCCAAAAUCCAAAGUACCGGCGGAUUUCUCGUCCGACUCAGACCCACCCAAACAAAAGUCUAAAAAGUUGCAGAAGAGGAACAGGAGGAGCAAGGGUAGUCCGUCCCGGACCUCGACUACGGAUGUUGACCUGGAGGCCCAGUGAAAAUCCGUAGAGAAGGAAGACGAUUUGCAUCUAUUUUUAUUUCUCUUAUUCGUUUCUUACUCUCAUUUGCACUAACGGCGUUCGUUUCUUUUUUACACUUUCAUGACCGCAACGCUAUUGGAUUUUGAUGAAUGCCCUAGAAUUCUUUCUCAUUAAUGCUAGUGAGAAGGGACUGGCAACACACGGGAGAACUAGGGAGGGGAUCAAUUAGGCCCGAUGCAGCCCGGCUGGGGGGGCUUUCCUUUUUUUUUUUCAAGAAAAAGUCGAUUGGGUUUUAUUGUGAUUUCAGUUUUUUUUGGUUUUUUUUUCUUCCAUUCCCUUGUUUAAUUUUUCCAUCCGCACAUUAGUCCGCUACGGUAUUUGAGUACGGACCAACCUUAAUAUCACAAGUACUAUGAUACCACACGUCUAUCCAGCUGGCUAUUAGCUGGUUAGCGAAGAAAAACAAAAACAAUAGCAAUAACAAAGGGAGGUGGAAACAAGGCAAAAAAAACAACUUUUAACUCCAACUCAACUCUUAUCCUCACUUUUUAUUUAUUUAUUCAUUUAUUUAUCUAUUUAUUUAUUUUACCUCAUUUUUAUUUUUAUUUUUAUUUUUAACCUUUUGAAUGCGGUUGAGCGAACUGAGCCGAGCCGGCUUGGGCAGGUUCAGGAAGAGGGGCAAAAGAUCAGCGGUAGGGAUACUGCCU
This is a messenger RNA of Tuber aestivum (summer truffle), 2691 nucleotides long. NCBI's taxonomy places the organism in Eukaryota, Fungi, Ascomycota, Pezizomycetes, Pezizales, Tuberaceae. The record is from the annotation of a GenBank genome assembly.